This is a messenger RNA of Zeugodacus cucurbitae (melon fly), 1387 nucleotides long. RefSeq names its product peroxisomal biogenesis factor 19 (gene Pex19). Gene Ontology annotation, cellular component: peroxisomal membrane; peroxisome. Lineage: Eukaryota; Metazoa; Arthropoda; Insecta; Diptera; Tephritidae. The coding region runs from base 208 to 1110 and encodes 300 amino acids. Gene Ontology annotation, biological process: protein import into peroxisome membrane. The record is from RefSeq and is a predicted model, not a curated record. The transcript is spliced from 6 exons.
AUUGGCAACUCCACAGGCCCAGAUGAGCAGCGAGCAGCAGACGUGACGUGAAGUGUAAUUUUGUGCAAUUAUUACGCACACAUAUUUCAUUUUCAUAAAUUUUUUAAUUAAUAAUUACAAAAAGGCUUGAGCUUUGCUUAGCGAAAAGGCCAUUUUUAUAAACAACGAACUUUUUUGAGUGAGAAAUCUUAAAACUUCCGCUGUAAAAUGUCUGACAACAAACAGAAUGACAAAAAGGAAUUGGAUGAGCUGCUUGACAAUGCUCUGCAAGAUUUCGAUAAGAAAAACUCAACUGCCAGUACGGCAGAUGCAAGCAAUAGUUUGAGCACGAAUGGAUCGGCGGCCGGUACUGCCGCAGAUGCCGGAACAGCAGCUGAUCCAGAUGCAUUUUUUAUUGAACAAGCAAAUGUGUUAGCCGAACGCAUGCAGACACUAUUUGGUGGUCCUAAUACACCGAGUGGCGAGUUACCACCAAUGCCACAAGAUCCCGAUCAAAUUUUAGCCGGAUUCAAGAAAAUGGCCGAAGCAGCGGCUAUGACAUUGCAAGGCGAGAAUCCAGCAAGUGAUGAAGAUGUUGCCAAAUAUUCAGAUAGUAUAGCACAAGCUCUUAAGGGUCUACAAGAGGGUUCGGAAAAUCUCAGCGCACCUGUUUCGGAGACUGAUGUCGCUAGCAUGUUUAGCGGACUUAAUUUAGAAAAUCCCGGAGAAGGAGACAACAAUAUGUUCCUGCCAUUUAUGGAAGGUAUGAUGCAAAGCUUACUGAGUGCGGAGAUUUUGUUGCCCAGCAUCAAAGAAUUGGUGGAAAAGUAUCCAAAAUACUUCGAACAACACGGUGACAAAAUUAGUGCUGAAGAUAGAGAACGGUAUGAAAAACAAUUGGAGCUCUACAAAGUGCUUGAGAAACAAUUGGAGGCAGAGAAACCGGACGAUUCUGCAGCAGUUAAACGUGAAAAGUUCAAAGCUGUGUUGGAUCAUAUGCGCAGACUGCAAGAAUUCGGUAACCCGCCUGAAGAAAUUUUGGCCGAGACGGCUGGUGAUUUACCAAUGCUAGAUCCAAACUUAGCUGGUGCCGCAGGUGCAGGCGCGAACCCACAGUGUCCUAUGAUGUAAUGUGUGCAACAAAGCGUCGAUUUGGAGUGAGCUGAUGACACAUUUUAGAAUGUGACAAAACUCUGAUAUCUUAUAGUAGUAUUUAGACAUUUAUUUUAGUUAUCGUUUUUUUUUUCUCCGCAAAGAAAAAAAAUCUUUGUAUUCUUUAUGUUCAUUUCAUAUUGAUUUGUUGAAUUCAUUUUUGGUGUGUAAUAUGAAAUACUACGAUAUUUGUUUUAAUGUUUUUGAAUGAAAAAAUUAACUCGUAUUAAAUAAACAAAAAUGUUUUGAUAACGGA